AUGGUGACCUCCUGCCCAGCCAGCCCGGCCAGCCCCGCCGCCCGGAUCAGGAGGCGGGACAGCGACCCGAACCUCCGCGCCCCGGUGAAGAAGAGCCGGCGCCUGCGCCUCGGAAGGAAGCAGCGGCUCCAAUCCCCGACCUCGCUCCCGCCUCUCGGGGACUCAGGCGUCUGCGACUUGUUCGAGUGCCCCAGCUCCGGCUCGGACGGCGCCGACAGCCCCGCCGCGGCGCGGGGCCGCAGCCCGCAGCCCGGCCCUGCCCAGCGGUGGGCGCAGCUAGACCUCCAGACGUUCCGCGACUACGGCCAGAGCUGCUACGCCUUCCACCGAGCGCGGGAGAGCCUCUUCCACCCGCGGGAGUCGCUGGCGCAGCAGCCACAAGUGACGGCCGAGUCCCGCUGUAAGCUGCUCAGCUGGCUGAUCCCCGUGCACCGCCGCUUCGGCCUCUGCUUCGAGUCGCUGUGCCUGGCGGUGAACACUCUGGACCGCUUCCUCGCCACCACCCCGGUGGCCGCCGACUGCUUCCAGCUGCUGGGCGUCACGGCGCUGCUCGUCGCUUGCAAACAGGUGGAGGUGCACCCGCCGCGCGUGAAGCAGCUCCUGGCCCUGUGCUGCGGCGCCUUCUCCCGACAGCAGCUCUGCAACCUCGAGUGCAUCGUGCUGCACAAGCUGCAGUUCGACCUGGGCGCGCCCACCGUCUGCUUCUUCCUGGAGCAUUACACGCACACACGCGUCGAGGCCGGGCAGGCCGCGGUCGCCGAAGCCCUGGAGGCGCAGGCGCUGGCGCAGGGGGUGGCGGAGCUGAGCCUAGCGGACUACGCCUUCACCAGCUACACCCCCUCCCUGCUGGCCCUCGGCUGCUUGGCGCUGGCCGACCGCCUGCUGCGCCUUCCGUGCCCGCUGGACCUGCUUCUGGGCGGGCACGCUCAGGCGGCGCUGGAGGACUGCCUAGACAAGCUGCAGCUGCUGGUGGCCCUCAACGAGGCCUCCUUAACGCACGUGCUGCCCCUCCAGAUCGGCGAGAAGUGCAGCCUGGCCCCGAGAUCGAAAUGAAGACGACCCUCGGGCUCUGUGCCCUGGCUCGGCCGCUCGAACGCGCUCCGGACUGCAGCAGUGCGCAGUAUUGGCUCGAGGUUGUGGGCUCCUGUUUGGUGGGCAGGUCGUCCUGCAGGUUGUAAAUAGUGCCCACGGUAGUGGCGGCUCCUCAUUUAUUUUGCUGAGAGUACACGAGAGAGCUGAAUCUUCCCUCCAAUAAAAAGAGGCUGCCUUUCGUGGUUUGUGUGAA
This is a messenger RNA of Echinops telfairi (small Madagascar hedgehog), 1285 nucleotides long. RefSeq names its product cyclin O (gene CCNO). Gene Ontology annotation, biological process: regulation of cyclin-dependent protein serine/threonine kinase activity; mitotic cell cycle phase transition. Gene Ontology annotation, molecular function: cyclin-dependent protein serine/threonine kinase regulator activity. NCBI's taxonomy places the organism in Eukaryota, Metazoa, Chordata, Mammalia, Afrosoricida, Tenrecidae. Gene Ontology annotation, cellular component: cytoplasm; nucleus; centrosome. The record is from RefSeq and is a predicted model, not a curated record. The transcript is spliced from 3 exons. Bases 1 to 1053 code for a protein of 350 amino acids.